Molecule: messenger RNA, 628 nt
Organism: Lolium perenne
Lineage: Eukaryota; Viridiplantae; Streptophyta; Magnoliopsida; Poales; Poaceae
Source: RefSeq, a predicted model, not a curated record
UACAACACACACCUCGAUCAAGCUAGAUCGAACACACAAACUAAAGCUAGCUAUGCUUUAGUGCUUUACAAAGAAAAAUAGAAGAGAUAGAGCGAGUACUACUUGGUCGUCGUCACCGGCGAGGCCUGGCUGCUGUUGCCGGCCGGCGGCAUCCAUGGACUGCGCGAUCCAAGUGGUGCUGGGGGUGGUGAUGCGGAGGAGCAUCUGCCGGCUGCACGAGGUCGUCGCCAUGGCGGUGGAGCUUGGCACGGCACUGCUCGUGGCGGUGCGGUUUUCUGGCACAGCCUUCCGCCGGACACCUGCGACGCAGGCGGUGUCAGGGUCAACCCUCUACUACUACUACGCCCCAGUGACGGCCACCAUGGUCAGCAUGUCCAGGCUCGACAGGCACUAGCUAGCUAGGGGCCGGCCGGUGAGUUAAACCUAAUGCACCAUCUGGAUCUGAUGGUUGUUUGUGCUUGCCUAUCUUGUGAGUAAUAAAUCCAAUGACUUUAGCCACAUAAAUACAUGUUCAUAAGCAGUGUACAACAUGAGAUCGACAUGGUAAUUGUUCACUUGAAUACAAUUUGAGAUAGAAAUAUGUUAACUGCAUAAACGGUGUCCAAUUUUGUCCCCUCUUGUUUCUCUC